This is a messenger RNA of Choloepus didactylus (southern two-toed sloth), 2873 nucleotides long. RefSeq names its product makorin ring finger protein 2 (gene MKRN2). The transcript has 8 exons. Gene Ontology annotation, biological process: protein polyubiquitination. The record is from RefSeq and is a predicted model, not a curated record. Bases 108 to 1358 code for a protein of 416 amino acids. Gene Ontology annotation, molecular function: metal ion binding; ubiquitin protein ligase activity. Lineage: Eukaryota; Metazoa; Chordata; Mammalia; Pilosa; Megalonychidae.
GCGCGCCGGCGUGACGCGGCCGCGCGGGAUGGGCAGGGCCGAGGCCGAGUUCGUGGCGGCGACAGCUAGCGGUGGCUGCGUGACCACGGCCUCCCAGCCCGACCACCAUGAGCACCAAGCAGGUCACUUGCAGGUAUUUUAUGCAUGGUGUGUGUCGGGAAGGAAACCAGUGCCUGUUCUCACAUGACUUGGCCAACAGCAGGCCAUCCACCAUCUGCAAAUACUACCAGAAGGGUUAUUGUGCCUACGGAACUCGUUGCAGAUAUGAUCACACGAGGCCCUCUGCUGCAGCUGUUGGUGCCGUGGGCACCAUGCCCCACAGCAUGCCCUCCUCGGGUUUCCACAGCCCUCAUCCUCCUUCCGACCUCACUGCAUCUAUUAUGAAAACUAACUUAAACGAACCUGGGAAACGUGAAAAGAGAACAUUGGUACUUAGAGAUCGAAAUCUCUGUGGCACGGCUGAAGAAAAGACUCGACCCUGCGUGGUGAGUAACCCAGGAGGCCGCAGUGACCUCCAGAAUAGCCCCGAGAUGAAGCCGAAUUCCUACCUAGAAGCAAUCAGGAGUGGCCUUGAUGAUUUGGAAGCCAGCAGCUCCUACAGCAGUGAGCAGCAGCUCUGCCCCUACGCAGCUGCUGGGGAGUGCCAUUUUGGAGAUGCUUGUGUUUACCUGCAUGGGGAUGUGUGUGAGAUCUGUAGAUUGCGGGUCCUGCACCCCUUCGACCCAGAGCAAAGAAAAGCACAUGAGAAGAUCUGCAUGUCAACAUUUGAACAUGAGAUGGAAAAGGCCUUUGCCUUCCAGGCAAGUCAAGACAAAGUGUGCAGUAUCUGCAUGGAAGUGAUCCUUGAGAAGGCAUCUGCUUCUGAGAGGAGAUUCGGGAUUCUCUCCAACUGCAAUCACACGUACUGCUUGUCCUGCAUCCGACAGUGGAGGUGUGCCAAGCAGUUUGAGAACCCAAUCAUUAAGUCUUGUCCAGAAUGCCGUGUGAUAUCAGAGUUUGUAAUUCCAAGUGUGUAUUGGGUAGAAGAUCAGAAUAAAAAGAACGAAUUGAUUGAAGCUUUCAAACAGGGAAUGGGGAAAAAAGCUUGUAAAUACUUUGAGCAAGGAAAAGGGACCUGCCCUUUUGGAAGCAAAUGUCUUUACCGCCAUGCUUACCCUGAUGGGCGACUAGCAGAGCCUGAGAAACCACGGAAACAGCUCAGUUCUGAAGGCACAGUGCGGUUCUUUAAUUCAGUGCGGCUCUGGGAUUUCAUUGAGAACAGAGAAAGCCAGAACAUCCCAAACGCUGAUGACGUUGACAUGACAGAGCUUGGGGACCUCUUCAUGCACCUUUCCGGAGUGGAGUCGGCAGAGUCCUAAAGAGCUGAGUCAGCGAUCACCCCCUUGCAUCUUGGGCUCAGCCAGCCGAGCCUUUCCCGAGCUGGGGUGUGCAGAGCUUCCUUGUACCACAGCACUAGAUGGCGUGUCACUUGGAUUUGAGUGGGGUUGCACUUAACCUUGGUCUGAUCCACUCUCCAUUAUUACAGCCCUGGGAACAGUGAAGGAUAUAAAAUAAUCUAACAAGUAUAUGGACUUGCCAUUUUUAUAGUUUAUAUCUUAGUUGCACUUCUUACUAACCAUUCAGGCUAAUUUCUGAUUGAUGGUUUUUAAACAAGUUUGGUGCUUGUCUUCAUCUUUUUCUCCCCAGAAAGAGUAAAACUGCAGUUGCUCCUCAAGCAGCAGAUUCAUUUCUUACCAAAGGAUUCUUUAACCCUAUGAAAGGAUUCCUCUGUAGUGUAUUAGUGUAUUUAAAUAUCGUGUUGUCAAAAAUACGACUUAUACAGAGCUUUUCAAAAAACAAAUUGCAUGUGAAGUGGGCACUGUGCACCUGUAGUGUGAAGCUUUUUUUCAGGCUCAUCACGUAGCAUCAUUCUUCUGAGCGCUCUCUGAAGUGUUCAAAAUCAGUUGCUUUCUUUCAGGGAAAAGCCUUUCCAGUUCUAUGAUGUUAGAAGUGGGAUUAUGACAAACCUGAGAAAUGAAAAAGGCAGUGUUGGAAGGAAGAACAGUAGUCCAGUAAACAAAUUUAAAGUAGGACCCUUUCUCCCUGAAAGGGAGGCUCUUGAAGUAGCAGAAAUGCCAGGUGGUGAGUGGACGCACAGUCCUCCUUUCUGGUUGGCAGGGCCUGGACCCUAAGACUCCUUGCACCUGCCCCUCCAGGGAAAACAAGCCUCUCACCUGGGGGCUUGUCUUUGGGUGCAGGCCUGUCCGGUUAAUAGGACUGAGGGCUCAAUACACAUAUGCUCUUUGUGAUGUGAAAUUUUAUAAAAAUUGAAUGGAAAAGUUCUGGUUCUGUACCCAGACAGGUCCUGAAAAAGAACUGAGCACAAGUCUUCUGUCCUCAGUUGUGAUUUUAAUUAAACGACAAGCAUAAUAAUCUUGUAAAAUCAGAAUGAGCUCACCUCCAAGUCUGAAUUUAUGUAUUUUUCUAAGAGCUCUAGAUACCAAAUAAAUAUUUUAUAAAAUGUGUUACUUGAAGCUGUGGGUAGGAAAACAUCUUUUAGUUUAACCUUAAAUUUUUAAGUUUAGUGUUCUUUGCUUAAUAAUUUUUAUACAUGGUUAACUCUUUAAGGUUUCUUGCAGUCUGCUCCAGGGGGAGUACUAGUGGGAGUACUAGUUUAUGUCCUGCACCUUAAGGGAGUGAGCAAAUGGAGAGUUUGAGCUAUAAACUCGGUGGUCCUAACCUGUGACACUUUGUUUUAAAAGGAGGUAACAGCCAUGAAACCUAACUUUAAUUUAUUUUAUUAAAAUAACAUAAUUGAGGAACCAUAGAAUAGCAAUUGUAUUUUGUCAGGCGCAAUAAAAACAACAAAAUUAAAACCCAAAUCAUCAAGAAAA